AUGUCAUCAAGAUUUGGUUAUAUAUGCAUUUUAUUUUAUUUUUUAACUUUAUACAUAAUUAUAACUGAUAGUCGAUCAAUUAAUGAACAAGAUUCUAUUGAUAAUCAUGAAGUUGCUCUAACAAUUGCCAAUUAUCAGCAUCGUUUUGAACAUUCAAUAAAUUUAAAACAACUUCAUUGGACACUUAAACAUCGAUAUAAUAAAGCUUAUUGUGAAUUUUGUGAUUUAGUUGUACCUGUGAUUCGUUUACUUAUUGAAGCAAAUCAAACUGCUCAUAUUGAAAAUAUUGUUAUGGGAUUUUGUCGAGAAUUUAAAUUAAUUGAUCUUGAUGUUUGUAUUGGUGCUGUACAUGAAUAUCGAGUAAAGAAAAGUUCUUAA
This is a messenger RNA of Adineta steineri, 378 nucleotides long. Lineage: Eukaryota; Metazoa; Rotifera; Eurotatoria; Adinetida; Adinetidae. The record is from the annotation of a GenBank genome assembly.